AUGGAGCAAAUCAAUGCUCUUUUCGAUACGGGAGCUACUCGGAGUUUCAUCUCCACUUCCCUUGCGCAGAGGUUAAAGUUACCCUCCUUGGGAGAGACUAUUUGUCUCGUCUCCACCUUCGGAGGGAAACAGGAACGCAAGCGUUCGCAACAGGUGUCUGCGGACGCUAUCGGAAUAACAGGCAAACUCCUUCCCAUGAAAUUUCUCACCACGAACACUUUAACUGACAAAAUAACGAUUCCUCGUUUGUCGAAAAUGGAUAUCAACUAUAUACUCCAAGUUUUGAUUGGCAUUGAUCAUUACAAUGACGUUAUCAAUACUUCGGAACCUAGCAUCACGUCACCCUCCGGGUUACUCGCUGUGCCUACAUUCUUUGGCCACGUUAUAACGGGAAUGGGAAAUGCCGACGCAUCAUCAAAAAACUGGCUGACAAGCAAUGCAUUCCUGUCGUUAGCGCAACCAGAACACGAAAAUUUCGAUCUUUCCGCAAUGUGGGCCCUCGAAAAUUUCGGAAUAACUGACCCAUAUCGGAGUCGGACGAAAAUCAGGAAAUUCUACAGAAUUUUUACGACACUAUCGAAAUAA
Molecule: messenger RNA, 585 nt
Organism: Ostertagia ostertagi
Lineage: Eukaryota; Metazoa; Nematoda; Chromadorea; Rhabditida; Trichostrongylidae
Source: the annotation of a GenBank genome assembly